AUGAGCGUUAUCCAGAUAGAAUCUAACGAACAAUUCACGAAAUUAACAGAAACUCCCUUCCCAGCAAACAACAAACUAAUCGUCCUCUACUUCUACACGAAAUGGGCAGAACCAUGCAAAUCCACAAAUGAACUAGUAAGUGCCCUAAGUCACGAAUUCCGUAAUGAAAAUGCAUCGUUCUUGGCCGUGGAUGCCGACAUAAAUAAUGAAAUCGUGGAGUUGUUUGAUGUUUCCAUAGUGCCCUAUUUCAUUUUCAUUCAAAAUGGAAGGGUCCUGGAAGAAUUAUCCGGAGAUGACCCAAAGAAAUUCGUACAAAUCUUGGACCAAUACUUGUGCAUAUCAAGUACCUUGUUCUUAAAUGCACAACAGGGAGAUAAUGUUAACAACCAUCAUCAUUUUCGUAAUUCUGAUAGUGAAGAUAGUGUGGUAAGUCAAUAUACAGCAGAAAGUGAAUAUACGGAUGAAGAAAUAAAUGGUCAGAAUGAGGAAAAAUUCGAUAAAAAAUUAUCGAAAUUGGUUCAAGCAGCACCUGUGAUGGUAUUUUUGAAAGGCAGUCCAUCUGAACCUAAAUGUGGUUAUUCAAGACAGAUGGUAAAGAUAUUAAGAGAAAAUAAAAUUAGGUUUGGGUUCUUCGAUAUAUUGAGAGAUGACAACGUAAGGAAAAAUAUGAAAAGAUUUUCAGAUUGGCCAACUUUCCCUCAACUAUAUAUUAAUGGAGAGUUCCAAGGUGGGUUAGAUAUUGUCAAGGAAACAUUAGAAGACGAUCCUGAGUACUUUAAUCAUGCACUCAAUAUAAAAAGUACUCCUAAGGCAAAGAAUCUUUAA
Molecule: messenger RNA, 825 nt
Organism: Naumovozyma castellii
Lineage: Eukaryota; Fungi; Ascomycota; Saccharomycetes; Saccharomycetales; Saccharomycetaceae
Gene: GRX4
Product: monothiol glutaredoxin GRX4
Exons: 1
Coding region: 1-825 (274 amino acids)
Source: RefSeq, a predicted model, not a curated record